CCAGGUAAGCUGUGUGCCUCCCAGGGAUGGACAUGGCAAAAUGCAGCUGGUUCCCUGUCCAAGACUUGGGUGGUCUUUGCUCUUUCCCCUCAGACUUUGAGAUGUUCCAGCUGGAGGCCAUGCUGGCCUUACUGAUUCUUGCCUUCUUGGGGACCCCCACGGUUUUGACACAAGAUUAUCAUGGUCCAGAAGUUGGAAAACAUUCCUGCACUAGUGCACCUGAAGGAAAAAAUAUAACAAGUAUCCGGGUAUUUCUUCAGGCUAGAUUGAUUGUUGGAAUUCAGCUCAACUAUAAUGACAACGAGGACGGUCAAGUGUAUGGCUCUACUGCCGGGAAGGUGAUGGUAGCCAGACUGUCUAAGGAAGAGCACAUCAUUGGGGUCGAAGGCACAUAUAAUCCUUCUGCUUUAACUCAGAUAGUCUUUACAACCACUCAGCCGCGCCUGCUAAUGGUGGGGUAUCUCGUGGGUAAUUAUCAGUACUCUAGCUACCCUGAUGAUCCCAGCCUUGUGCUCAAGGGAGCUUGUGUCUCUUGGAGGGCAGGUGGCAUAAAGAGUAUCUUGUUUUUGUGGGGAAGUGAAAACAGUUCAUGUGUGAAAUAUGGCCACUCAGGCUGAAGUGGUCUGUGUCAGGUACUUCCAAACUGAACCCAUGAAUAAAUACAACAUCUGCAUGA
This is a messenger RNA of Mus musculus (house mouse), 676 nucleotides long. It is a transcript of the gene Dcpp2, whose product is annotated as demilune cell and parotid protein 2. Lineage: Eukaryota; Metazoa; Chordata; Mammalia; Rodentia; Muridae. The coding region runs from base 27 to 617 and encodes 196 amino acids. The record is from RefSeq and is a predicted model, not a curated record. The transcript is spliced from 3 exons.